Messenger RNA from Pyricularia oryzae 70-15, 4096 nucleotides. RefSeq lists its product as uncharacterized. The transcript is spliced from 3 exons. The record is from RefSeq and is a predicted model, not a curated record. NCBI's taxonomy places the organism in Eukaryota, Fungi, Ascomycota, Sordariomycetes, Magnaporthales, Pyriculariaceae. The coding region runs from base 2223 to 3068 and encodes 281 amino acids.
AACUGGAGCAAUUUCCUAUUGUUGUCUGUAGUUCUCACCUCAGACCAACUAAUUCUUAGAAUUUUGGUACCUUGACAGUUGAUCAGAUAAACGGUACCGGAACCUUUCUUCUCUUCUUUCAGUUGAUUCCAAUCCCAUCUUUGAGCAAGGAAGUAGACAAAAACAGAAGUAAAGCAGACACCUGACUAUCCAACUUAAGCUCGGUGACCUCACCCACACCCCUCGGAUGAAUUGCCUAUUCAUAUCCAACGACCCAGAAGAGACACCGCUCCGAAUACAACGCGGCCGCAGCAGCGGAGAGGCAGAGUUAUAGAGAUCGACACCAAGAUCCGCUUCAGACUCUCGACUACGACUCGUCCAACGUCUUGCAGGACGUUGGUUUGGAAAACACCAACCGAUUGGUAGUUGACUGAGAUCUUGUGUGCCGUUCGUUGUGCAUCAACAAGACUCCCAAGCAGCCGGGACCAUCAAUAGGAUCAGCAAGACUACCGACAGGAAAACAAGAAGGCAAGAUUAAUUGAUUCCUGAUCGAUCAUCAUCACCAUAAUCAUCUUGAAGGCCCUCGACUCCUAGGUACUCCCUUGAGAUCCAAGUCGGUUGAUGAUCUGCCUUACUACCUUGCGAGGUACUUGGUGACUUUUUUUUGCCUGCCGGUUACUAGUCUAAACAAACGGAGGUGCCCACUUUACUUCAACCCGCCAUUCGGGAGCCUCCAUUUGAGGGACGAGGAAAAUCAAGACCGCCUAGGUCUUUAGCGGCUGAGAACCUACAAGACAGCUGCCCCUCCCCCAAUCCCUAUCAACCAACCCGCUUGUUUGGAUACCUACAGCCAGGUAUCUAGGUAUUAUUGUAGGGAGUUAGGAACCUAUCUAUAGGUGCCUACGGUACCUUGGUUGUUCAAAGUACCCGACCUGACUAGGCACGGUACCUGUGGGACUUUGUACCUUGGACCCCCGACCUGGGAAACCCCCGACCCCCCAUCAAAAUCCCACGAAAAUCCGUGGUCAGCUGCCAUAUUUUCUGCGCGUCCCCUAGCUAGCUCGCAUUGAAACCAGCUACAGGACCAGAAGUCGAAACCAAGCCAAUUCCAGACAUACAUUGGAUUGCACUACCUACCUAGAGCAAGCACGCAAUUUGUUGGUUCCGUCGUGCCCGGCGUUCCGUCAUCGCCCGCCACAAGUUGCUUGCCUGAGAACCCCUGUUAACAUUUGCCGGGGUUGGUGACUUUUUUUAACAGUCAGUUGGUAUAGCCAAGGGAAAGAAAAAGAAGAAGAAAAUAACAAUUGAGACGAAAUUCAGACAGACAGACAGACAGACAGGCAGGCAGUCAGUCAAGUCACAAACGAACAAAACACAGGCACCACGCCUGGUUACACUCUCAACAAGAAUAAGAAUAGACAGACACAGGGAAAAAGAAACAACAGGCCGGACAGCAGCAAAACAUCGGAUACAAUCAAGCCACAUCACAUCUUGCAUCCACGCCCUUUAAUCGUCACGCAGACCCAGCCUGACUUUUUUUUCAUCAUAUUUUAUUUUAUUAAAUUAUCUCUUUUUGGACCCGACAAUUGAGCGACGCAACGGGUCCCACAAGCGCAACCGCCCACUCCCCAGCUAGGCCGGCCUGUUACUUCCUACCCCACGUCCUGUUUCACCCCAGCCUACCAGGCUCCCCCGGCUGCCAGUAGUAAACCCCCCCCCCUUGCUCACCCGCUGAACCCUGCUACGCCGCCUCGCGCCCUGCUGCGGGCUGUCCACCAGCACCAGGUUGAGGUGAUUUUUUUUUUUCUUGGGUGCCAAAAAGGUGCUCACGCACGCCGCUACAUCGCAUCAGAAGGCAAAGGCACGCUACGCUGCACAAAAGGGUGGGUACCACCAACGGUCGUCCAAUCCCUUGCCAGCCCUGGCGUCACUUUACUUCUAGACAACUACCUGCUCCUCUUUGGGACGGACACCGCGGGACCUGAGGAAACUAAACUCGUUUUGUGCCUCGUCUCUCUGUCUUUUUCUCUUAUUUGAUUUUUCUAUAAUUUUUUUCCCUUUAUUCCACCUUGUUAUUUAUUUGUCUGGGACGGCUGACGUUAUUCGGUACCUUGCUUGGGUUGCUGUCCUCAGCUCCCUUGUUGCGUGUAAUACCACUCAACACCCACACCCACCCCUGUCCACUACUCUCAAAAAGUCAUAAAGCAUCCAUCCCCUCUCUCCCUCCUCCCCUUCCUCUCCAAAUGUAUCUUUCCUCCAGGCGGAGAUCGGGUCAUGGACCAUCAGUUACCACAGACGUCAAGAAGUCCGUAUUCGUAUCCGAACACUCUCAGGCCUCAUCCACUCGCACCAAGCCAUCAUCAUCCUCGCGGCCCAACAUGACGAGGCGAACAACACCCCAAUCAUCCCACAAGUCGGGGAGCAGGAGCUCAAGAGAUCGCGAGAGAGACUGGGAUCGGGAACAAGACCAUUGGUAUGAGGAGCAGAGGGAAAGUUUCCCUCAAUACUGCAUGAGCUGUGAAAAGCAAUUUGUGCCACAGGACGAUCGGUUUUUAUACUGCUCAGAAACAUGUCGCGUGCACGACCAUAACUCGAGUGCAGUAACCCCAUCGUCACAGCAUUCUUCGUCAAGGUCAUACGCAAGCAGCGCAUCAUAUGCGUCGGCAAACUACCCGUACUAUUCUGUUGAAUACUCGGAGUCGAGGGAUAUCAUUCCCCGAGCAUCACCGUCGAGGCCCAGCUCUAUGCACUAUUCUCCACCAGCCACGUCGAGUAUGGCAUACCACGGCGCUACACUGUCGGCCUUGAGGUCUCUGUCAAUCCAGGACGACAGCCCGCCAUCUCCCACCACCGCGGGCGCAUACCACACAUACAACACGGCAGGAUCGGCCCGUGGCGCUCCAAGCCCCGCGACCUCGUACUCGAGUAGACCCAACCCCAAGAAGGGUUACUCGUCAACAUACGACAAUAGCACAUAUUAUGCCGACUACAGCGAUGUGCCAUCGCUCGAUCGCCCACUUCCCCGCCGGGCCACCACAUAUUCGCGCCCUAAAAGCAUUGAGCUCGUUACGCCCAUGGUCAGCCGCUAGAGAUUCUUCAGUGCUUAUCAUCCGGACGACAAUACGAUUUGAAAUCUAUCGAAAAAAAGAAAUUGAUUACGAAUGUAGCCGAGGAAGGCCGGUUUAGCCACGAGUCACGAGUACAUGAAGCGAUGCAACGUCUUGGAUGACCAUCCGGGCGACUUUGGGAGCGCCGGUCGAGGCCGCCGCUUGACAAUGCCGAGCGCUUGUCCGCGGCGUCUCUUUCACCUUAAGGACAGGACGUAGCAUGUUUUGGGUGGCUGUCGAUGCCCCGGGUGGCGUGAAGGGGUACAGAGUGGGGUUGCAUUCCUGGGGAGAAGCAUCCUUCUGGGUACACCAUAUCUCAGUCCCGCUAUGCAACCUUCCGUGUGGAGAGUUCAUUUCGGAGAAACUGGCUCGGCUGACUGGGGGCGACCAUUGUCACCCCGCUUCCCUCGAUCCUAGAUGUGUGACGAGAGACACAUGUCCUCUGUUACUAUCUUGAUCAUGACGGCGAUCCAUCUUUGCAUGGCUGGAGCUUUGCAAACAUGGGUUUCGAAGGACGAAAAAAAAAGAGGACGCGAUCGAUUGGAAGGCAUAAUCUCGUUUGAGCAUUUUCUUCUAUGUCUGUUUUUUUUUUUUUUUUUCUUAUCUCUGUUUUCUUUGUGGCGUUUCUAAUGGGUCUGCUGAUCGAAAAAGGCAGACGCCAACAUUAUGAUGUACUGAAGCAUUUUGCAUAAAGAGGCGUAAAAGGCAUUGCUUUUUACUCGGGCUUUUCUGGUUUCUCCUCAUUUGUUACCAUUGUUGCUUGGCAAGUAUGGGCUUCCUUGUUACUAUAUGCAUACUACCUACCACCUCGGAGUCUGGGAAGCAUGGAUCACAGUUGGAUGUGAUUCCGGGGAUAUUGUUUUGGUUUUUUAUUUCACCAUUGGUCACGCGUGCGAGUCCUGAUUAAUAUGAAGAGCAUGCAACGAAUUAUCGUUGCCCCUCAAAAUAUAAUGUAUUACCACAUCUUGGCGAACGUACAAACAAAUGUACCCUCCCAUGUUCUUUGCAAG